Rosa rugosa (rugosa rose) is the source of this 917-nucleotide messenger RNA. RefSeq lists its product as uncharacterized. The record is from RefSeq and is a predicted model, not a curated record. The transcript is spliced from 2 exons. Lineage: Eukaryota; Viridiplantae; Streptophyta; Magnoliopsida; Rosales; Rosaceae. Bases 256 to 480 code for a protein of 74 amino acids.
UGAAGAUAAGGAAAAAAAAAAAAAAAAAGAGUGAUUAACUGAGUGAGUGAUGUUCCUCUAUUCUAAUCGUACCCCAUCUCACGGAUCUUGCCCCUUCUCUCUCUUCACCCUCCCACUAUAUAUACAAAUCCUCUGCAUCAUCUUUUACAGCAAAAGCUGAAUAAGGCUCAGAGAGAAAAGCUGUGAGGCUCUUCUGCAACACAAAACAUUCAUACAAUACAAUACAAUACCAGUUCAAAAGCAUCAUCCUUAUCCAUGGCUUCUUGGAAGAAAACCAUCACAACCCCAUUCAGGAAAGCUUGCAAGGUCUUCAACCAGCAGCCAAGUACCAGAGACCAGAAGAAGUCUCAACUUCAAGGGAAUGAGAAUAGUGUGACUGCUCUGCAUGGUGAAGUGAUGGCUUGUGGCUAUGAAGAUGUUCAGGUCAUGUGGUCUAUUCUGGACAAGUCCAACUCCUCAGCCUGCAACAUCACUUCUUAACAUAAAUGGCAGCUAAGCUAUUACCCAGUUUAGCCUAAUAUCUAUCUAGCUACCCCAAAAAAGAAAAUGACUCAAAAAAAAAAAAAAAAAAAAAAUCCACUUCAGCAAUUGGCAUGUAUUUCUGUGUAUGCCAAUUGGGUCAUCAUGGUUUUGCUUGCAUAGCAUACUGGUAUGUGUGCAAAUGUUACUUGUAGAUAGUGAUUUGUGUUGGGAUGAUGAUCUUGUGCUUCAAAAAGUGUGGUGGCAAGAAGAAGAAACCCAACUGAGGAAAAGAGAGCACACAAAAUUAAAGAAGGGUUUUGUGAGGAGUGAUUGCGAAAUUUCCCCCAUUGCCUGGAAGUUUUUUAGAUUGUAAUUGUCGAAAAAUAGGGAAUCCCUGUGAUUGAAUGAAAGAUUACAGUGAGAUUAUUAAUGGAAAUUUAGAAGGAUUGUUUUAA